AUGGUUAGCACAGAGGUGAUCGUGGCCAUCGUCGCCCUCAUCAUCUCUCUGGUGGCCCUGACCGCAACCUUCAUGCAAGUUCUUCAGCAGUACUAUGCUUCUGCCGCGGGCUAUUCUCAGUGCAAUGAAAAGGUCAUGGGCGGUUGGGCAAGAACCAAGACUAGACGAUUCUCUUGGGAAGAGCUGCGUUAUGAAGUGCAGUACGACUCACCCGUCAUCUUCGUUUCGCCCCCGCACAAUAAGCGCGGCCCGAUCCCCGACGCCCCGAUAUACUUUCUCGACGGUACCCCCAAGAGCUUCCAAGACACAUGGACCACCUCGGAGCUUGACCCGCGCAAGGAGUACCUCAAUCUAUCAGCCAAGGAGCGCAUCCACACCGCGGACAAUGAGCGGGCGUCGUGGUCGGUGCUCCUCUACGCCAUCCAGAGGAUGGAAGCCAAGUCGAGGGAGUGGCAGGAUAGGCAGUACCCUCCUCCUGGAUCUCUGACGGCCAAGUAUGGUCUGCCCAGAACGCCUCCGUCGCUCCGCGAGCACCACACUCUGACGGUAGCGCUGCAGCGCAAGAGGAAGAGCUGGGACACCAUGCCGCUGUCCAUGACAAAACCGUAUGCGACGACCACCAUGUGCCAUAUGAUUGAGAUGCUUGCGGCCUUGGGAGUCUACUGGAAAGAGUUUGACCGACGUCGCGAUCGCUACUGGGCUGAGGGAAAUGGGUUUCUGGUGCUUGGCGAGCGAAAUGACUUGGGAAUUGUCUUUUCGCUGCAAGUCCACGGCCAGUGCACUUUUGAGCGCAACAGAGUCAUCCCCGUCGACUAUGUCAAGGAGCUCACUUUUGGUUAUGUGCCCACCAUCUAUCGUGACACAAUUGACCAGAGCCGACUCAAGGUGCCGAGUGACAUGCCGGAGAAUCUCAGUUCGCUGCAGAUGGGCCGUGAUCGAGAGCUCGCUGAGAGCCUGACGGUUAUUGGAUGCAGCACCAACGCCGUCAACUACUUUCUUGAAGACGGCAAUCGCACAUCACACAUAUUUCCCCUCGCAUUCGAGAUUCUCGGCAUGCUUGGCCAAAACUUCCACAUCAGCAACAGCAGCUUUACCUACAUCCCCAACCCGACGCCAUAUUCUUUCGACAAGCGCUCCUUUUCGCUACGCAAGCUUUUAGAGGCGUUCAAGUCGCAUUUUGACGGCGACGUCGAGACCACGCGCAAUCAAGAAAUUGUCGAUGUUCUUCGCUGCCACGUCGACGAUGUCUUGAAACACUACUGGGAAAGGGACGGUCCGCAGCGCCUGAUCUGCCUCCGAGUUCUGCAUACGGCGAUUGACGACACGGAUGAGAUUCUAACUGGGAAGAGAAAGGAUUCGGUGGAAACGGGUAACAACGACCCGGCGGCGGCCGGGGCUGCGGCCGGCAGCGCCGCCAUCCCCGUGGUGAUUUGCUCCGAGGACCCUAGCGAGACAACGGGCGAGACGACACACCAGAGCCGGCGUCGGGAAGCGGUGCAGGACGUACUGCGAUCCCACAUCCAGGAAGUCUUGCGGCUGCUCAACGAGCGCGACGACCGAGUUGAGACGCAGUCUCUGCACGUGAACCUAGCCGACCGCACACCGACAUCGCCGCUGCAGCCGCGAGCGCUCCAUGAACGCAUCUUUGGCUUGCGACCCACGCCGCCACCGCGGUUCGAGGACGUCGACGAUGCCAGCCCGGACGAGCGCCAGCAGCUGCUGAUGGACGUGUACUUUGAGGUGGUGCGCCUCCGCGUCGUGCCCAAGGCGGCCUUCUCGACGGGCCGUAGAGCGAGCCUGGUCGGGUUUCAACGCCCGCAGAGCCUGCCGAGCAUGCGCGGUGGCGCCCGAAGCAUCUCCCGUGGGCCUAGCCUAGCGCCGCGGCCUGGUUCCAGUCGCGGCGGCUCGUCUGCCGGCGACGGUCCAGCCGCUGAUCAUCCUUUGGCUCUGUUCACUGGCCCUAGCGCCGAUGAGGAGCAUGCCGGCGCUGCUGACGCUUCCGCCGUGACCGGUGAUGCCGACGACGGGGAUGCCGACGAGCACGACGCCGACGAACACAACUCCUACGACCACAGCGCGGACGAUGAGAACGGCGUGGCAGUCGAUGCGACAACGGACCGACGCGGGAGGAGCCACGUAUCGCUCGCGAAGCAGCUGGCCUCGCACGACGACAUAUGGUGCACGCUCGUUUUCAGGAUGAUUUGCUGGCUGAUGCUUCAUGACUUUAAUAAGCUGGACGUGCAAUUGCCCAAGAGUGAGCUCCUGGGAAGCCGCGUGCCCGUAUACAUUGCAUAA
Messenger RNA from Cordyceps fumosorosea ARSEF 2679, 2295 nucleotides. RefSeq lists its product as hypothetical. The transcript has a single exon. Bases 1 to 2295 code for a protein of 764 amino acids. The record is from RefSeq and is a predicted model, not a curated record. Lineage: Eukaryota; Fungi; Ascomycota; Sordariomycetes; Hypocreales; Cordycipitaceae.